AUGAAGGUAAUUUAUAAAUUAAUUUUAUUCUUAACUAUCAUUAAUACUAUUUCCUUGACAUACAAAAUUGAAAUUGGUAAUGUGAAGAAUAAUAAUGAAUGCCAAGAUGAUACAUGUAAUAUUGGUAUUGUUUUUGAUACAUCAUCUGAUAUUUUAAACAACCAGUUAUUUAUAAAAUCAAAAAACAUCCUUCAAUAUAAUCUUUCAACAGAAAUACCACAUUUUAAUCAAGUUUCUUUUACAUCAUUUAAUGAAAAUAUAAAUAUUUCAACAUUUGGUAUGUUUAAAAACAAGGAUGAAUUUUCAGAAAUAGUUAAAUCAUUAAAACAAUCACCUGGAUUUUCUUUGUCAAAAGCAUUAUAUUCUGUUAAUAAUUUAUCAUAUACCUCUACAAAUAGACAAUCAACAUUUGUAUUUAUUUCCAAAUAUGAUAAAGAAGAAAUAAAAAAAUCUAUAGAAUAUGCUAAAGAAUUAUGGAAAAAGGGUUCACUUAAUUUUAUUAUUAUGGGUGAUGGUAUUUUACCAAUACAAUUAUUACCUUUACAUCCAUCAAGUAUAUAUUUAUUAACUUUUGACAAAAAUGAUACAAUACAAUUAAAAAGUUUUUUUUAUAAUAAUCUUUUAUGUUUUGACAAAGAUUGUUUAAAAAAAAAAGAUAUUAAAUAUUAA
This is a messenger RNA of Strongyloides ratti, 669 nucleotides long. RefSeq names its product von Willebrand factor, type A domain-containing protein. The transcript has a single exon. The record is from RefSeq and is a predicted model, not a curated record. The coding region runs from base 1 to 669 and encodes 222 amino acids. NCBI's taxonomy places the organism in Eukaryota, Metazoa, Nematoda, Chromadorea, Rhabditida, Strongyloididae.